Molecule: messenger RNA, 1154 nt
Organism: Phoenix dactylifera (date palm)
Lineage: Eukaryota; Viridiplantae; Streptophyta; Magnoliopsida; Arecales; Arecaceae
Source: RefSeq, a predicted model, not a curated record
UUCCACCACUUUCUGGGCCGGGGCCAGGGUGAUCUUUUGAGAGAGAGGGAGGGAGGGAGGGAGGGGGAGAGAAGUGUCGUUCCAACAUCCAAGGCAAAAAGGGGAAGUUAUCUGGUGAAAAGUAGAGAGAGGGUUAAAACUUAACAGAAGAGCAGGAAUCAGAGAGUUGGGUAGAUGGAGGAAGCCAAGGUAGGGAAGUCAUCAAGGUUUAAGAGGGUGUGCGUUUUCUGUGGCAGCAGCACCGGGAAGAGGGACUGCUACCAAGACGCAGCCGUGGAACUUGGCAAAGAGCUGGUGGCGAGGAAGGUGGAUUUGGUUUAUGGAGGUGGGAGCAUUGGCCUGAUGGGCCUCGUCUCUGGAGCCGUCCACAGUGGAGGCGGCCGUGUUAUUGGGAUUAUUCCGACGACUCUAAUGGACAAAGAGAUAACUGGGGAGACGGUGGGAGAGGUUAAAGCAGUUGCAAGCAUGCAUCAGAGGAAGGCGGAGAUGGCUCGACACUCCGACGCGUUCAUUGCCUUACCUGGUGGGUACGGCACGCUGGAGGAGCUGCUGGAGGUGAUAACUUGGGCCCAGCUCGGCAUCCACAAGAAACCUGUUGGUUUGCUGAAUGUGGAUGGGUAUUAUAACUCGCUGCUGGCCUUCAUAGAUAAGGCCGUGGACGACGGCUUCAUCCAGCCCUUCCAGCGCCACAUCAUAGUCUCCGCCCCCAAUGUCAAGGACCUGGUCCAAAAGCUCGAGGAAUACGUGCCCGUCCAAGACGCCGUUGUGGCAACGCUGAGGUGGGAGAAGGAGCGGUUUGGAUACAAUUCCUUCCUGCAGGCUGAUAUCGCCAGGUAGCAGCAGCAUCAGCAGCUUCCUGGCAGAAUUAAGGGGGAGCUCAAAAAAAAAAAAAAAAAAAGGAAAAAAGAAAAGAAACGAAAAGGGACCUUUUGGGUUGGUUUUUUUCUUUAGUUAUCUUGUCCCUAGGCUUGGGAUGGUAGCCUAGUAGUAGUUGUAAUACUAAUUACUAGCUACUAAUUGUGUAUACAUCUCCUUAUCCGUAUUCCCUUUUGUCUCUCAUUUUGAUCAGAUGAUUGAAAGUGUAUAUGUACUGUACUAGCACUUCUACUGGCUGUGCCACAAAGUCAGAAAAAACAGGCAGCUCUUUACUCGUU